AUGAGCACUGUGAGGGUUCUCCUUGCAAUUGCCGCAGCGAAGAACUGGCACCUUCAUCAGCUUGAUGUGAAUAUGGCUUUUCUUCAUGGCGACCUUCAUGAAGAUGUUUACAUGAAGCUCCCAAAGGGACUGCAAUGUUCGAAUCCCAAGUUAGUUUGCAAAUUGACGAAGUCUUUGUACGGCUUGAAGCAGGCUAGUCGCCAGUGGAACAUCAAACUCUCUGCUGCUCUUGCUGACUUGGGGUUCACUCAAUCUAAAAAUGAUCAUUCAUUGUUUACUAAAUCCACCGGUACAAGAUUUACUACCAUCCUUGUUUAUGUGGAUGAUCUAGUGCUGGCAGGGAACGAUCUGGAUGAAAUUCGGGCUGUUAAGAUUUUCUUAGAUGAUAAAUUCAAGAUUAAGGAUCUUGGCAUCCUCAAGUUCUUUAUUGGUAUGGAGGUAGCGCGCAACAAAACCGGUAUUGCACUGUAUCAAAGGAAGUAUGCAUUAGACUUAAUCACGGAUUGUGGCUUACUUGGUGCCAAGCCAGCUUCUACGCCUAUGGAGUACACUACCUUCCUGUCUAAGGAUUCAGGUUCUCCUCUUCCUGAUGCAACCAUGUAUCGCAGAUUGGUGGGCAGACUUCUAUAUCUUACAAAUACAAUACCUGACCUUAGCUAUUCAGUUGGGUGCUUAUCUCAGUUCAUGGAUUCACCCACUGAUGCUCACUUGACGGCAGCCUAUCGAAUCCUUCGAUAUCUUAAGCAAUCCCCUGCAACAGGCCUAUUUUUCUCAAGCAACAAUUCCUUUACACUGUCUGGUUACACAGAUUCUGAUUGGGGUGCUUGCAAAGACACUAGAAAAUCUAUUAGUGGCUAUUGCUUCUUUCUUGGCAACACUCUCAUUUCUUGA
Messenger RNA from Arachis ipaensis, 891 nucleotides. The record is from RefSeq and is a predicted model, not a curated record. Lineage: Eukaryota; Viridiplantae; Streptophyta; Magnoliopsida; Fabales; Fabaceae.